Molecule: messenger RNA, 1008 nt
Organism: Bombyx mandarina (wild silkworm)
Lineage: Eukaryota; Metazoa; Arthropoda; Insecta; Lepidoptera; Bombycidae
Source: RefSeq, a predicted model, not a curated record
ACGGAAGCCGCCCGGAAGCGGAGCUAUCAGAUUUAGAUUUGAAUUUCAAUUCCAAUUCAACUGUUGUUGUUGAUAUUGUGUGUUUAAUACUCACACAAUACUAAACUGAGUAUUAAUACUCAAGUCUACUAUUAACUGAAUAGUUAAAAAUCAAUUACAAUAAAUCAGAACGAAUACGUAUUAAAUAUGUCGAAUAAUUCAGAAACUUCCCUAAGCCAACGAGAUAAGGCAGCCGAGCUACCUAUGGAGCUGGAAUCCAUAAGGGCCUUGAAUGCCUGCCUCCAGGCUUAUUUAGAACACAUUAGAAAUGUCAAACGAAACUUGUUAGCUAUGAAUGACAACUACAGAGAUUUGGAAGAUGUCAACCGCCAGUGGCAAGAAGUUGUGGAAUUCAGGAGAGAGUAAAUCAACUUCAGGACGUAGGGUGUAUUGGAACCGUUCCCAAAAACAUCUAGUGUCUAGUAGUGUCGGUGAUUCCUAAAAACCUAACAGUACCAAGAAAGUAAAAGAAAAAAAUGCAUAAUGUUCUUUGCUUGAAUCUAGUUAUGAAUGAAUGGGGAUGGUUACCAACUGCACUCGCAUUGUCUUACGUAUUAUUUCACAAAAUAUUAAAAUAACAAGUACUUAUACUUAUAAAUACUGGGUUCAUUCCACUUUUUAGUUUUAAUAGGAUCCCAUAUUUCAAUAAUGUUGCAAGUCCCAUGACAAUGGGUAGAUUGAAGACUGUGAGUGCGAUGAUAGAAACUACCACAUCUGUCUACCCUUUUUCUAGUCAGUUUUUUGGGUGUUGCCAUUGAAAUUCUAUUUGCCCCAACAAUAUGUAUUCUAUAUUGAUAAUUUUUUGGGAUUUUUUGAGAACCCCUUUUUUUCCUAAGCUGAAUAGCAGUCCACUACUCACUUAAGCCUAGUGUACAGUGGUUACUGGAGCUAAUUGAAAUCACAAUAAGAAUACUGUCCAUCCAGAGACAAGAGGUCAAAGUCCCAGUUGUUGUACCAAACCUUCAACAC